UUGUGUCGGAGGAGGAGUGAGGCAGCUCUCCUCAGGCGCUGGCGGGGCGCAUCCUUGCUCCACAGAACUGAAGGAGCUCAGUCUGGUCCGGUGUGAGAUCCCUCCGGGCUUCCCAGCUGAAGCCAAACACCCCGCGCCCAGGAGCGAGGAUGGAGUGGCUGGUGUUGAGGAGGCUCUUCUGUCAUCUGUCUACCUUCCAACUGAUUUGGUUCUUGGCUGCCAUGAUGUUUUGCAGGGCACAAGUGGAGACCCAAGAUGUAAGAGAGUUGCUGAACGCACCUGCUUCUUUAAGAUGCUCUCUGCAAAAUCCCCAGGAAGUUUUGAUUGUGACAUGGCAAAAAAUCAAGGCUGUAAGCCCAGAAAACAUGAUCACCUUUAGCCAGAACCAUGGGGUUGUAGUCCAGCCUGCCUAUAAGGAUAAGAUAAACAUCACCCAGCUGGGACUCAUGAACUCAACCAUUACCUUCUGGAAUACCACCUUGGAAGACGAAGGGUGUUACAAGUGCCUCUUCAAUACCUUUGGUUCUGGGAAGAUCUCAGGAAUAUCCUGCCUCACUCUCUUUGUACAGCCCACAGUAUUCCUUCACUAUAAACUAUCUGAAGACCACCUAAAUAUCACUUGCUCUGCCAAUGCUCGCCCAGCCCCUAUGAUCUCCUGGAAGGUCUCUGGGUCAGAGAUUGAGAACAGUACUGAGAUUGUCUCACACCCCAAUGGGACAACGUCUGUCACCAGCAUCCUCCAGAUCAAAGACCCCAAGAGUCAGGUGGGGAAGGAGGUGAUCUGCCAGGUACUGCACCUGGGGACUGUGACCGACUACAGGGAAACUGUGAACAAAGGCUUUUGGUUUUCAGUUCCACUACUGUUAAGUAUUGUUUCCUUGGUAAUUCUUCUGGUCUUAAUUUCAAUCCUACUAUACUGGAAACAUCGUCGGAACCAAGACCGAGAGCCAUAGAGGAGUCACACAGAACCCUGAAAGUUAUUCCCUGGUCUACUUGAAUCUGACUCAGGAGGCAAGCAGGAGAAAGAGGGUCAUUCUUCAAGGAACCUAAAAGAGCAAAAGAAAUUGGAGUCAAAGGCGUAAGAAUUUCAAGACUUUCUACUGCCAUCUAGGCUACCCAAUGCUUCUGUGAGUUCCAAGAGGAAGUCAUUUUACCUCUCAGGUCUGUUGUAGGACUUGAUUUUGUAAAACAAUGCCAUGUUGUGCUGUUGAAAGGGUACUGGACUUAGAAUCAGGAGCCACCACUCAGAGACUGACUUUGACUCCGACUGGUGUCAACUCUAUGUUAAUCACUAUCUCAAUGAGCUUCCACGUUUGCAUACAGAAAAUUAAGGAUUUGGACCAAAUAAUUUGCCAUUCUGCUCCAAAAAUGGCUGUAAUUCCAGGAAAAAAAAAAAAGGAAUAAACAAAGAGAAAAGAAAUGAAAAAGAGAGAGAAGAAUACAGGAAGGUAGGGACCAAAGAACUUUUCUGAGACUACCUUUUGCCUUUCUGUGGCUAUUCCACCUCUUCUUCCCUUCUUCUUUGGUCUGUUAAGUCUAUUUCCUCAUCACUUGGUAUCUAGUCCACCACCUGCUUACUGUUUUGCUAAUAACUGGUCUUUCUAGAACCCUCAGUUUCACUGCUAUUCUUCAUGUACUUCUGUGAUAUUAACCACAGUGGAAGCAGAACUGAAUUUAUUGUGAAGUAACAUUGGCAACCUUAACUUUACUUAUCUGUUUUUAUAGCAGACUAAAUAUUAUUAGUCUCAGCAGCUCACAUUUUUAAAAAGGCAUGCAUUUCUCAUCCAUUUGUUUCAUAAUAUAACCCAGGCCUAUUUUAGUCAUUCUAAAUUCAGCCUAGUAUAAUGAAGACAUAUUUAGAAAAUACGGCAUUUAGAAAGUUUCCUGAAUAGCAGUCAGCUAAUUCAAAUGCUUUGUCUCUCCCAGCUUCUUUUCUCAUGAGUUAACUUCUCACAAUAGCAGAGGAAGCAUGUAUGGGUGUACAAAUCCCUUUGUUGUAAAUAUAUGGUUCUAACUAGUGGAACAAUUUUGAACUCUUAAAUAAUCAUAUGACCAAGUUGAUGACUUUUUCAGUAUCUUUUGCCUUCUUGUCUCUAUCCAGUGACCUAGGAACUAAAAACUAAAACUUAAGUUGUUUUCACUGUUGAAUUGAAUAUUUAUAUAUUUAGUAAGGUUUUCGUAUGUUAUUUAAUUCUGUAUUAUUUCGUAUAUUUGUAUUAAUAUACUGAAUAAUUAAAAGUGUCAACUCUAAAUAUUUGGUUCAUGAUAUUCUCAUAGGGAAUGUGGAAAAUGUGGGCAUUAAUGAUAAUCUGUAUAUUUUUCCUCUGUGUGUGAAAUCCUCCCCUCUAUCUCUUAUCCCCUAAAAGAUGCUGCUGGCAUUUAUGAUUUGUCACAACGUCACAGAUCAGAUGUUCUUGAUCUGACCAGUGAAAGCUGCUUCAUGUUGGUGCCUGUGUCCUUUUGAUAUGACCAGGUCAAUUUUGGAGUACUUCCUUAUAUGUGCUGUUUUGAUUUUGCUUUUUUGUUUGUUUGUUUGGGGAUUUUUUAAAAUUUAAUUUAAUUUAUUUAUUUUUAUACAGCAGGCUCUUAUUAGUUAUCUAUUUUAUACAUAUUAGUAUAUAGAUGUCAAUCUGAUUUUGCUUUUAGAUACCAACCUUUGCAAAUGGAUUAGCUCACACAGUUUUGAAUUUAGUAGGAAUUAUCAUCCUGCUUCUGGUUUUGCUGUUUUUUCUGGUAUCUCGGCUGCCAGAUCAGACAGGGUAAAUUAAAGCAGCAGUUCUCAAACAUUUAAAGGUCUCAGGACCCCUUUACACACAUAAAAACAUUAUUGAGGACCCCAAAGAGCUUUCUUGUAAAGCGAAUUAUGUCUGUUGAUAUUGACCAUAUUUGAGAUUAAAACUGAUAAACUUUAAAAACAAAAAUCUACAAACAUGCAUUUCAUUAGUCAUCAGAGUGAUAGCAAUAUCACACAUCAGGUAGCUUCUGGAAAGCUCCGCAGCACACUUGUGAGACAAUGAAAAUAAGGAAUUGAUGUGAUUAUGACAGUAGUUUUGACUUUGUGGAACCCCGGAAAUGGUCUCAAGGACAAUUUUGAGGACUGCUCACUUAACGUAUAGGCAAAGAAGGAGACCAUCUUAUGAGAUUUCAUGAGUCUCUCCCAAAGUCUCUCCUUUAUGAAACAGCUAUCUUCACAGUGCCUAAGCAUUCCACCAUUCCACCAUAAUUUUAGUUAGGCCAUUAUCUUUCUGGGAGUUCCGCUUAAAGUGCAGAGAGGCCUAGGUCUACUCCUUCUUCCUCACUAGCAAUUCAACUUAAAUUGGCUUAUUAAAUGGCUUAUCAGUUACCUUGCAGGGUAUUGAGAGACUUGGACUUAGAAUAGGUAGGUUUUGAUGGGAAAGACUUGGGAGGGUCAUAGAGAGCAAAGAGAGGAGGUGGAAGGUGUGACUCAGAGCACAUGGCUCUGUCUGACAAGGCAGAUCCCUGGGUAGCACCAGUCUUGCCUUGUGACUCCUGCCCUCUCACCCCUGGGAGGGUCUUACCAACUGCCCCUUACUCAUCCUGAACCUUUCAAUUAGGGGAGUUUCUUCCGAAUCUAUGAAUUGGAAAGAGACAGUUUGGGCUUUGUAUGCUUCAGCAAGGUUGGGAAAGUUGUAAAUAUUUGAGUCACUUUGAAUAACUCAAUCACAAAGUUUUCUUGGCAGUAAAAAUUUAGAAACUUCCCAGGGUGGUGGUAAAUGAGCUCAGAGAUAAGGGAAACCAAAAGAAGUUUUUUGUGCUUAAAUAGAACCAAAACUGAAGGUGAAGAUUUGGGGGGAGUGGUUGGAAUUUAUUAACCACCAACUAGGUAACAUUUCAUAAAUACAAGUUCAAAGAGUACAAAAUCUCAUAGUAUGACUACGGAUUAUGAGGCUUUGGUUAAAAUAGUUCUCUUGGACCAACUUUCUUCUAUGGUUAUUUAGCUCGUCAAGAAAGAGAUUUAACUUUCUAAAAAUAAAGCUUCCUAAAGUAAUUCUUCACAACUGUAAUGUUUUUGUUUUUUAUAUUUGCUCUCAAAAUGUUCCAGAUAGGACCUCAGUCUCCCUACCACAGUCACUUAGGCUAAGAAACUUGGACAGGGUCACAGAGAGCUGUGAUUCAAUUGUAAGCAAGCCAACUUUUGCAUAGACAUCAUAUUCAUUUGAGCCUUGUGAGGUCGGGAAGGUUUUUAAGCCCAUCUUUAUAGGUGUGAAAAAUGAAGCCUUAAGCUUUUCAGUGACUUUCUUUGGGUAACACUGAAAGCAUGACAUGGGACUAAAACUCCAACUCAGAAUCUCAGACUUCCUGCCCAGUGCUCUCUCUGUUCCCUCCACUCUUACUGUCAUUCAUCCCAAAUCCUACUUGUCAGUAUAUCCUAUUUGCUCUAUCAAUAUAUUUAGAAUCCAACUCUUACCCCCAAUCUUACCACCUGGCCCAAACCAUCAUUAUCUUUCUCCCAGAUUGUUGACAUAGUUUUCUAAUUAAUCUCCCUGCUUCUGCUUUCUCCCCUUUUUAGUCUCUUCUCACAUCUGUUUUAAAAUAUAGGUCAAGACAAA
Orcinus orca (killer whale) is the source of this 4571-nucleotide messenger RNA. RefSeq names its product CD200 molecule (gene CD200). The record is from RefSeq and is a predicted model, not a curated record. NCBI's taxonomy places the organism in Eukaryota, Metazoa, Chordata, Mammalia, Artiodactyla, Delphinidae. Bases 150 to 953 code for a protein of 267 amino acids. Gene Ontology annotation, biological process: negative regulation of macrophage activation; regulation of immune response. Gene Ontology annotation, molecular function: cell-cell adhesion mediator activity. The transcript is spliced from 6 exons.